This is a messenger RNA of Cladophialophora immunda, 8382 nucleotides long. RefSeq lists its product as uncharacterized. Bases 1 to 8382 code for a protein of 2793 amino acids. Gene Ontology annotation, molecular function: fatty acid synthase activity; 3-oxoacyl-[acyl-carrier-protein] synthase activity; phosphopantetheine binding. Gene Ontology annotation, biological process: fatty acid biosynthetic process; secondary metabolite biosynthetic process. The record is from RefSeq and is a predicted model, not a curated record. The transcript is spliced from 4 exons. Lineage: Eukaryota; Fungi; Ascomycota; Eurotiomycetes; Chaetothyriales; Herpotrichiellaceae.
AUGAGUCCAUUCGAAGCUCAACAGAAAGAGCCCAUCGCACUGAUCGGCAGUGGUUGUCGCUUCCCUGGUGGCGCGAGCAACCCCUCUCGACUGUGGCAGCUUCUGAAAUCGCCCAGAGACUUGGUGAAGAAAGUUCCCAAGGAAAGGUUCAACAUAGAGGGCUAUUAUCAUCCUGAUGGAGCUCAUCAUGGCCGAACAAAUGCACAAUACGCAUACUUUCUCGAAGAAGACCCAUACGCAUUUGAUCCAAGCUUCUUCAACAUUUCCCCCAAUGAAGUCGAUACAAUCGAUCCUCAACAACGCCUCCUCCUGGAGACCGUCUAUGACAGCCUCACAUCGGCGGGACUUAAGAUGGAGGACCUCCGAGGCUCUCCUACCGCCGUCUAUGUCGGGUUGAUGCAACGAGAUUUUCUUGAUAACUCGAACUAUGACCUGGAUGCGUUGAGCACCUAUGCAGCCACCGGCGCCGCGGCCUCUAUUCUUUCCAACCGAGUUUCUUACGCUUUUGGUUGGCAUGGACCCAGUAUGACUAUCGAUACUGCUUGCAGCUCAUCUCUGGUCGCCGUUCACCUUGCCGUGCAGCAGCUUCGAACAGGAGCAAGUCAAGUUGCUGUUGCGGCCGGCUCGAACCUAAUUCUUGGCCCCACCCCCUUUAUCACUGCAAGUAAGCUCAAUAUGUUCUCACCCACAGGCCGGUCUCGGAUGUGGGAUGCUGCAGCGGACGGCUACGCUAGGGGUGAGGGCAUUGCCGCUGUGGUGCUCAAGACUCUAUCGCAGGCAAUCGCAGAUGGUGACACCAUCGAAUGUAUAAUACGCGAAAGCGGCAUCAAUCAAGACGGCAAAACUCCUGGCAUAACAAUGCCGAGCCCUGCGGCACAAGAGGCACUCAUUCGUCAAGUCUACAACACGGCAGGUCUUGACAUUACGAAACCUGGGGACCGGUGUCAAUAUUUUGAAGCCCACGGAACGGGAACACAAGCAGGAGAUCCACAAGAAGCCUGUGCCAUCUCGUCUGCUUUCUUUGGGGACAGAGAGCGUGCCGUCGACGAAGACCCACUAUACGUGGGCAGUAUAAAGACCAUCAUCGGCCACACCGAAGGCACUGCAGGGGUCGCUGGACUCAUUAAAGCAUCGCAGGUGAUACAACAUGGCGUUCUACCACCAAACAUGCUAUUCAAUGAGCUGAAUCCGAGAGUGGCUCCAUUCUAUUCGGACCUGCGGGUCGUGACAGAGCAACGGGCGUGGCCUGCGCUCAAGUUCAAUCAACCUCGACGUGUGAGCGUCAACUCGUUCGGGUUUGGUGGAACUAAUGCUCAUAUAAUUGUGGAAUCAUACAUCCCUGUCUCGAAGGAAGCACUAGAGCAAACACCAACACCUUGCCUGGCCCCGAUUGUUCUCUCCGCAAACUCCAUCGCAUCACUCAGAGCUAACAUGGACGAUCUCAAACAAAGUCUAGACAGCCACCCAGACCUCCAGCUGCGAGAUCUGACCUGGACACUGCUGAAAAAGCGGUCGACCCUCCAAGUCCGGCAUACCAUCCAAGCUAAAACCGUGCCAGCACUCUGCGAGGCUCUUGACCGCGAUGCGCAUUUGGUCUCGGGAAAACAAGCUAUCACAACAUUGUCGGAUGUGAAGAGAAAACCCCAAAUCCUAGGGAUUUUUACUGGCCAGGGUGCUCAGUGGCCAGCUAUGGGAAAGGUUCUGAUUUCUGAAGUUGCGUAUGCGCGGAGCAUCGCUUCAGAGCUUGAUUACAGUCUUCAGAGCUUACCAGAAAAAUACCGACCUGGAUGGAACCUCGUGGAUCAGCUUCUCCUCGAGGGAGAAGCCUCCAAUGUGCACGACGCUACCUUUUCUCAGCCACUUUGCUGUGCGGUCCAGAUCAUGCUGAUCAAGCUUCUUGAAGCGGCAGGGGUGACAUUCAAGGUCGUCAUUGGCCACAGCUCCGGAGAGAUAGCAUGCGCCUUCGCUGCUGGCUUCAUAUCGGCGUCGCAAGCCAUCCGCAUAGCAUACCUUCGCGGCCUUACCGCAGAAUACGCGCGUGGUCCAGAUGGUAUAGAGGGUGCCAUGAUGGCUGCAGGCACCUCUUUCGACGACGCGAAUGAUUUGUGCGUUCUUGAGGCAUUUGAAGGGAGAAUGACCGUCGCAGCAAGUAAUGGCCCAGAGAGCGUCACCCUAUCUGGAGAUAAAGAUGCCAUUCUGGAGGCAUACGAUGUUUUGAUUGACGAGUCGCGAUUUGCUCGAGUCCUCAAAGUUGACAAGGCUUACCACUCGCACCAUAUGCGUCCUUGCGCAGAGCCGUACGUUGCUGCUUUGAGAGCUUGCAGCUGUGAUGCCUCCACUCCGCCCGCCGCGCCCCGAAGCACCUGGCUCUCUUCCGUGUACGAAGGGAAGAUCAUGCGGCGCGAGGACCUUAGUGCCGAGUAUUGGAAAGAGAAUUUGCUCUCCCCAGUUCUCUUCUCCUUGGCAGUUGAGCUAGCAGUCCUGAAGCAUACCCCCCUUGACAUGUGCAUCGAAGUUGGCGCUCACCCUGCCCUGAAGAAUCCGACGCUGCAGACUAUCCAGAACUGUACCGGGUCUGACCUUCCAUAUGUCGGCUGCAUGGAGCGGAAGAAAGACGACACUGAAGCUUUCUCGUCAUGUUUGGGGUACUUAUGGGCGCACUUCGGCUCAGCGGCUGUUGAUAUUGACAAGCUGUAUAGCAACCUAUCCAUUGAUGCACACAGCGUCCGUGAUGUGUCCAAGCAGCUUCCGAGCUACUCCUGGGAUCACUCACGCUCAUACAGGAAGGAAUCCCGCGCCCUACGUGCACUGCUUGACGCAGAAAGACCUCAUCUCUUACUCGGCAGGCGUUCAACCCACAGCACUCCGUCGUCGCUGCACUGGCAGAACUUCAUACGGCCACGUGAUAUUGACUGGCUCGACGGCCACUCACUUCAAGGACAGACAGUAUUCCCUGGAGCAGGCUACGUUGUCAUGGCCAUGGAAGCCGCCGUCAAACUGAGUGGCGAUCGAAGCAUUCGGCUUUUGGAAGUUCUGAACCUCAAAAUUGAUAAGGCAGUUACCUUUGAGGAUGAGAACAGCAUGGUCGAACUCAACCUCAGUCUUGACGUGGACCAAUCGCAAACUACGGAUACAUAUGCAAUGUAUGGCUUCACCAUCAACUCGUGCCUCGCUAGAGAAACCGGGCCUACUCGUUCCGUCGCUGGCACGCUCGCCAUCACUUACGGGCCGGUAAUGCGUGAUGCUCUACCUACUCCUCUGGACGUACCAGCUCACCUUAACGAUGUUGGCAUCGACCCGUUCUAUAAUAUGCUCGACCAAGCUGGGUAUAACUAUACCAAGCAAUUUCGUGGAAUCACCAGUCUCAGACGCGGUGACAGCAAGGCGCAUGGUUCCAUCAAGUUCCAUCGCUUAGAAGAUGGCCACCGCAAUAUGGUCAUACAUCCUAGCACUCUCGAUGUCGCCUUUCAGAGCAUGAUUGGGGCUUAUAGUGCUCCGGGUGAUGGGCGUCUACGAUCCCUGCUCGUUCCUACGGGAAUCGGUCGCAUCGCUUUGAACCCGUGGGUUGCUGAUCAGAUCGACGCCUUGUCGAGUGAAGUAGACUUUAUUUCCACCACUGUAGCAAGCGUCGGCACAAAUCUUGAAGGCGAUAUUGAGAUAUUCGACCCCGAGACCAAGGCAACGAUGCUCCACAUCGAAGGUAUAGGUUUCAAACCAACAUUCCCGCCCUCCGCUGAAGACGAUCACAACAUGUAUACUAAGUGGAGCUUGGGUCCUCUGAAUCCUGAUGCGUUGCUCGACGAGGUCGACAGACACGCUACAGAACAGGACAAGAGGGACGUUGCAAUCAUUGAGCGGAUCACAUAUUGGUAUAUCAGAUUUGUGUUGGACAAUGUGACCGCCGAGGAUCGUGACAAAGCAUCCUUCCAUUUCGCAAAGUAUAUCCAGUGGUGUGAGCAUGUGCUCAGUGAGACCCAGGCCGGUCGCAAUGUAUGGUACACACCAGCUUGGGAUGAGGAUACACGCGCUGAUAUCGAAGUAAUGAUUCGAGAGAAUAUAUCCCAGCCAUUCGUGCGUCUCAUCCAGAGAGUUGGCGAAGCCGCUCUGGACACAUUUCGCAACGAUGAGAAUGCCUUCGACCUGCUGGACCACGACGGCCUGCUUACCGAGUUCUACAGCGGGGAAAUUAGUUACGGCCAAUCUUAUUACUACUACCAACGAAUUCUCGAGCAAAUCAAUCACCGAUACCCUAACUUGGAUGUUCUUGAAGUCGGGGCGGGCACAGGAGGAGCGACGCGAUUGUUCUUGAACCACGAUCAGCUCUCUUUCAACAGCUACACCUUUACCGAUAUUUCACGCACCUUCUUCGAGCCAGCCGCCAAAGAGUUCGAGCGACACGCAGAAAAGAUGGAGUUUCAACCACUUGACAUCCGCCGUCCCCCUAGCGAACAGGGAUUCAAGCCCAAUUCGUAUGACUUGGUCGCGGCAUCCAAUGUGCUCCACGCCACACCAAAUCUCGAAGCGACUCUGGCAAAUGUCCGGUCUCUGCUGAAACCUGGUGGUCGAUUGAUUGUCAUUGAAAUCGCACACCGCCAGCAUACUCGUGUCGGGUUCAUCUUUGGAUUGUUCCCAGACUGGUGGUCCGGUCAUGACGAAGGUCGCGUGCUGGGACCCUUCGUUCCUUACGCUGAAUGGGACAGGAUAUUAAAGAGAUCCGGGUUCUCUGGCAUCGACACCCGCUCUCUCGAUCCAGACAGUACGACCUUCCCGAGCGGCGUGUUUCUCACCCACGCGGUAGACGACUUAAUAGAGAAGUUGGACUCGCCCCUGGCAGUACCUGUUGAGGACUCUUAUAGCCCUCUAGUUAUCGUUGGAGGCUCCUCACCAAAGACCGCAGAGCUCCUCAGUCAACUCGACAGCAUCUUCCGGGCACGCAAGUUGGAUACUGUCCCAAGCCUUCGAGAGAUCAUCAACGCCGACUUACAACCCGGGUCAACAUUUAUUGUACUCUCAGAGCUUGAUGAGCCCACUUUUGCUGGAUUGGACGACGAAAAGUUUGAUGCUCUACAGACCAUUUUCAACGCUGCUCACAAUGUCUUGUGGGUGACUGAAGACGCUUGGGUUGCAAAUGCUCAGCAAGCGAUGACGAUCGGUCUCCUUCGAACACUGCGUCACGAAUAUCCCGACAUUCAGAUCCAACUGCUCGAUGUUGACAGCGUUCAAAAUCUGGAACCUUGUUUCCUGGGCGAGACCGUCCUGCGUCUGGAAACUGGCGCAAAAUGGGAGGACAGCGGCGUUUUAUGGACGCAAGAACCAGAGCUCUACUUUUCUGGUGGCAAGGUCCUGAUACCACGUCUCAAACGCGAUGUAGACAGGAACAAUCGACUCAACUCCGCCCGCCGUCCCAUCCUAGCCAGCUUAGACCCCCGAAAGCAGAUUUUGAGCCUAGAAUACGAAGCUGGGACGCCUUACUUCAGAGCAAAUAUGGAGCAAUCUAUUCCCUCGUCACUUGACGAGACCUUGUUGAAGGUCCAGGUGCAGUACUCGCUCGCAAAGGCUGUCCGAGUCGGCAAACUUGGGUUCUACCAUCUAAUUCAGGGCAGCGUUGUCGGUUCCACGGAUACAGUCGUGCUGGCUUUGUCGAGCAGCAAUGCUUCGCAUGUUCUCAUUCCUUCUCGUCAAGUCAUUUAUGUCGGAAAAAAAGAGGAGUGGGACAACUUGCCGCUUCUUAACGUCUCAGCAAAUAUUGUCGCCGUCACCCUGAUGUCCGACCUCGUCCAAGGUUCUGGUGUCAUUGUCAUGGAGCCUCCCAGCUAUUAUGUUGAGAGUCUCCGCGACCAAGCUGCAGCUGCUGGUGUCUCACUGACAUUUGUUUCCACUAAGGAUGCACCUCAGGUGUCCGGUGUCCGGUGGAUUCAUCUACACGAAAAGGAGACCGAGCGAAGCUUGCGCCAGAGACUGCCAACGAAUAUUUCUGUACUAUACGACUUGGUCGCCGAGCAGAACCCGGCAAGCUUGAGCUGUCGACUGGUCAAGUGUCUUCCGCCUACCUGCUCAAUCCUUGGCCCCGACUACCUGUUCCAGAACGUCGCAACACCAGUGUCGACAUUGAGCAUUCACGCAGCGACUCAGAUUCUCACGAAUGCUGUCAAAGCGGUGCGGAAAGGCAGAGAUAUGGGCAGAAUGCCUAUCCUCGCUGGACAUGAAGUUUUAGCUUCAAAAAGCAGCUCGUUAAUCAACGCAAUAAUUGACUGGACAACAGACGAACUCAUCGAAAGUCGUAUCCGCCCCAUUGAGUCAUACGACUUAUUUGUAGGAGACAAAACGUACUUGCUGAUCGGUCUCGCUGGUGAUAUGGGUCGUUCGAUCGCUCGAUUCAUGGUAGAGCAUGGCGCGCGCCAUCUCGUGCUAUCCAGUCGUGUCCCUAAAAUUGACCAACGUUGGAUCGACGAUAUCGCUCGUUCUGGGGGGAGAGUGAUGGUGCUUCCCAUGGAUAUCUCCAAUGAAGCCGCCGUCGACAGAGGCCUUGCAGAAGUGCACGCGUCGAUGCCUCCAAUCGCCGGGGUGGCAUUUGGGCCACUCCUACUGCAGGACGUCAUGUUCAAAAACAUGGAGCUCCCGAUGAUGGAGAUGGUCCUGGCGCCCAAAGUAACAGGUGUUCGCCUGCUGAAUGAGCGUUUGUCUGAUCCUGCAAAGCCCCUGGACUUCUUUGUCAUGUUCUCGUCUAUAGUGAUGGUUGUUGGAAACCCUGGGCAAGCCGCGUACAGUGCUGCAAAUGCGUACCUCCACGCAAUAACCCAGCAAAGACGCGCUCGAGGCAUGGCAGCAUCGACUAUCGAUAUUGGUGCUGUCAUUGGGGUAGGCUUCAUUUCCCGCGCCGGGCGUGAGAACGAUUCCCAAACCCGCAAGUUCCUCGCCGACGAAGUCAAAGAGUGGGAGCUCCAUGCACUCUUUGCGGAAGCUGUUGUGGCUGGCCGAAAUAGGGAGCUCGACGAUGUGGAGCUCGUCACCGGCAUGGUACAUAUGGACGAGAAGGACCGAGAUCGAAUUCCCUGGUAUAACGACCCUCGCUUUACCGUAUUCAAACUGUCUGACCGUCGUACAACUGGCAACGAAGCCACUGGAGCUGUCGCAUCCCUCAAGGAUCAAUUGUCAAAGGCUGAGACCCCAGAUCAGGUCCGCGACAUCAUCCUCGAGGGCGUGUCUAGCAGAAUACGUGGAGCUUUGCUGUUGGCCACGGCCGACGAGCUGAAUCUGACGGCUCCGUUGAUCGACCAGGGAGUGGAUUCUUUGAGUGCCGUGACGGUGGCCUCGUGGUUCGCCAAAAAUCUCAACCUCGACGUUCCUUUGUUGAAGAUCCUAGGCGGCGCCUCUGCUGCCGACUUGGUCGAAGAAGCUGUCUCUCGCUUAAAUCCCGACUUGAUUCCGCUGGUUGAUUCUGGAUCUCUAGAGGAGACGGUGCAGACAACCCAGGACGUGCCGCCUACAACCCCGUCAUCGACCGCCGGCACGUCCAAUGAAAGCGCCACUUUCUCAAUUGAGCAAAGUAGUGGCAUUCCAACGCCACCGUCCCAAGCAUCUGAAGCCGAGGAUGAUGGAUUUCAGCGCGUGGCAGCGCUUUCCAUCAUGCAAGAAUAUACGUGGAAACAGAUGCUGCUUCCUCUGGAUCCGACCACAUUCAACAGCACCAUUGGCAUGUACAUGCAAGGUCCUCUUGACCUAGCGCGCCUCGCCUGGGCUUUUGAGCAGGCACUGCAGCGAAGCGACGCCUUUCGCACGUGUUUUAUCUCUGAUCCAGACCCCUCACUCCAGGAGCCUCUGCAAGCAGUUAUGAAAUCACCCCGAAAUUCGUUUCAAUCCAUCAAAGUGUCAGACAGACACGCUGCCGACGAAGCAUUCAAGGACCUCCAAGGGGCGAAUUACGAACUAGAGAAGGGAGACACACUGAAGAUCAUCGAUUACUUCUGGACGCCCACUGAUCAUCUUCUGGUGAUUGCCUAUCAUCGUCUUGUCGGCGAUGGCUGGACCACCGAACACCUCUUCGUCGAUGUCAGCCAACUCUACAGCGGUCUCCCGCUCGAAUCAGCACCCAGCUACGUCGACUACUCGAUCCGGCAGCGUGCACAGCUCACUUCGGGCUCUUUUGAUGCCGACCUGAGUUAUUGGUCUGACCUCUUUCAAACCCUGCCAACCCGCCUGCCCAGCCUCUCAUUCGCCGCUACCAACCCAUCCGGCUCGGAAACACCCGACUGGACCUCGCACGAGAUCUCCACAAGGCUCAACCGUAUGGUAGCGGUUCGUAUCAAGGACCGUAGUCGCAAGCAACAAGCCACUCAAUGCACUUCUACCUCGCCUCGUUCCACAUCCUGCUCGCUCGGCUAA